Messenger RNA from Oxyura jamaicensis (ruddy duck), 298 nucleotides. RefSeq names its product ETS translocation variant 3-like protein. The annotation marks the transcript as partial. Gene Ontology annotation, biological process: cell differentiation; regulation of transcription by RNA polymerase II. Gene Ontology annotation, molecular function: sequence-specific DNA binding; DNA-binding transcription factor activity, RNA polymerase II-specific. Gene Ontology annotation, cellular component: nucleus. The transcript has 2 exons. NCBI's taxonomy places the organism in Eukaryota, Metazoa, Chordata, Aves, Anseriformes, Anatidae. The record is from RefSeq and is a predicted model, not a curated record.
AUGCCGCGGGCGCGCGCCGCUCGCUCCGCAGGGCUGGCGUUCCCCGACUGGGCGUACAAGGCUGAGUCCAGCCCUGGCUCGCGGCAGAUCCAGCUCUGGCACUUCAUCCUGGAGCUGCUGCAGAAGGAGGAGUUCCGCCAUGUCAUCGCCUGGCAGCAGGGCGAGUACGGGGAGUUCGUCAUCAAGGACCCCGACGAGGUGGCGCGGCUGUGGGGCCGGCGGAAAUGCAAGCCCCAGAUGAACUACGACAAGCUGAGCCGGGCUCUCAGGUGCCGCAGGGAAUGGGGGGGGGGAAGGA